This is a messenger RNA of Fusarium redolens, 476 nucleotides long. RefSeq lists its product as uncharacterized. NCBI's taxonomy places the organism in Eukaryota, Fungi, Ascomycota, Sordariomycetes, Hypocreales, Nectriaceae. The transcript has a single exon. The record is from RefSeq and is a predicted model, not a curated record. Bases 225 to 446 code for a protein of 73 amino acids.
CCCUGGUUCUCCUGCUCCGCGAGCUUUGAGACUUCAACUCGAUAGAAUCGAGGACUCGAGACUCAAAACUGACUGGCUACCUGUUGCCCUAUACACAUCCUCGUUACAGAGUAUCUCGAUUGACAAACGUGCUGCUCAACCUCGCAGGGCCUUACCUGCCAAUUCAUCUGCUUGCUUGUUACAAAACGUAGAUAUCGACGCAACCCGGAGAAAAAGAACCGUCAAUGUUGACAUUCGCAUUGCGUAUCUCCUUAGUGCUCACAAGCUCCAAGCGGGUCACGGCAAUGGGCCUAGACCAAUCAGAGCUCUCGUCAGUGGCGAUACCUUAUCCUAUGCUAUCUUCCGCCCGAGGCGUAAGUAGACACAAUACAGGCGGCGGCCCUAGAGUGGAGUCCGUGAGGCCGCCCAGGGCGGGGUUGUUUGUUGUUGGGAAACCAAUCGGUUAAACAACGGCAGACGCGGGUACCUCGGAGUGU